UUUUUCCUCAUACAAGAGCACCUACCCCUAAUCUUAGAAGCCUAGCUACUAAAACUCUCUACAGUCAUGGCCAGUUUCUCCUCCACCAUUUUCAUUCUUUCCCUUCUCCUUGUUGCCACAUUCACUACUGCUUGUGGUCCAUGCAGUGAACCAAUCAAGCCAAAGCCAUCACCAAAGAAAGCACCCCCAGCCAACCCCUUUUGCCCAAGGGACACAUUGAAGCUUGGUGUUUGUGCUGAUGUACUUGGGCUUGUUAAUGUAGCAAUUGGGAGUCAAGUGACAAGUCCUUGUUGCUCAUUGCUUCAAGGUUUAGCUGAUUUGGAAGUUGCAGCUUGCCUUUGCACUGCAAUUAAGGCUAAUGUGCUUGGAAUUGUCAAAUUGGAUAUCCCUGUUGCACUUAGUGCUUUGGUUAGUGCUUGUGCUAAGACCAUUCCCACAGGUUUCAAGUGUAAUUAGAGAGGGAAAUGCAUCAAGAUUUGCUAGCUAGUGUCUCCUGUUUUAAUCCUUAAUUUUCAAUCAUUGGGUUGUAAAAUGUUGUUGUGUUGUGAUUUAUCUCUGUGUUUGCCUGAUUUGUUUUCAAGGUAGCUUCCUUUUUAUUUUCACUAUUAAAUUGUUUUCUUUUGGUUGUGUGUAAAACAAUUUGUAAUUUGUGAUAAUAAGCAUGGGAAACAUUGUUCACCUUGUGAAGUUGCCCUUU
Messenger RNA from Nicotiana tabacum (common tobacco), 697 nucleotides. RefSeq names its product 14 kDa proline-rich protein DC2.15. NCBI's taxonomy places the organism in Eukaryota, Viridiplantae, Streptophyta, Magnoliopsida, Solanales, Solanaceae. The record is from RefSeq and is a predicted model, not a curated record.